AUGGCUCAGGACAAGAGUCUCAACAAAGCGAUCACCAAAUCAAAAGACCUAGGCGUGAAAGACUCAAUCAACCUGAAACUGCUCCGGCUCGCUAAAGGCGACCCAGGCAUGCAAGACCUGAUUGAUCUUUGGUUGGAGAAGAACCAAACACGAUUGUACAACCCAUUCUUGGAACUCAUUAUCUUCAUCAGCGCGGUACCUCACUCUCUCCCCAACAUGAUGGAUGAUCCCGAGCUGAUGUUGGAUCCACAGGACAAUUUACAUCAGCAGCCACGUGACAUAUUGGAACAGCACUUACCACCGGGUUUCCUUGACAAUCAUGUCGACGCCAUUAGCAGUGUCAACUCUGCCGUCAAGAAGCAACUGAAUGAACCAACCCUCCCCAACAUACCAAACCUCGCCCAACUCUCGCGGUUAAUAUGGUGGCACUUGAAUCCCCAAAGGAGCGAGAAUGCCACUGAUCCACAGGUGGAUCACGCAGUUCGCGACCCAAUAAUUUGCGUCCGAUUUGCCUACCUCCGGUGGGCUACCCUAUUCAACUACUUCGAUCCGGCGUCUCGAAACAUUUCCCAGUGGCAUCAAAUUGACACCAGACUCAUUGCAAACAGCGAGCUGCCCGUCUCGUACACAAAUGCAUGGCAUCAACUCCUUGGCGCCCAAGAUGCCGCCUUGUUUGGCCACCAGCCUUCACUCGCCAACCUCGACCAAUCUGCUGUGCAAGUUUCAACCGAUGAAGAACCGCUUAGAGCCAAGCGGAUAUCCGACCCGCCGUCCCCCCGGUCUGUGUCCGAUGGUUCCCUCCCAGACGCCCCGGUGCCGAGCUAG
Molecule: messenger RNA, 825 nt
Organism: Puccinia triticina
Lineage: Eukaryota; Fungi; Basidiomycota; Pucciniomycetes; Pucciniales; Pucciniaceae
Exons: 5
Coding region: 1-825 (274 amino acids)
Source: RefSeq, a predicted model, not a curated record